This is a messenger RNA of Effrenium voratum, 1170 nucleotides long. The record is from the annotation of a GenBank genome assembly. NCBI's taxonomy places the organism in Eukaryota, Dinophyceae, Suessiales, Symbiodiniaceae.
AUGGACCGCUUCCUGGUGCGCAAGCGUGCAGGGGCAGCUGUCGAGUCCAAAGAGCCCAGCCCGAAGAAGCUGUGCAACGGGAGCCGUGCGGUUCUCCUGGACCCGGCGAAGGUGAUCUCCUGGAAUGUCAACGGUCUUGCCGUGCAGCUGCGCAACAACUGGAGCCUCAUCAAAGACUUUCUGGAGAGGGAGCAGCCCGAUGUACUGUGCUUGCAGGAGGUUCGGCUGCCAGCGCAGGGGCCGAAAGGCUGUAAGCGCAACGAUGGCCAGAAACGACGCCGGAGUGAGGUGAGGUGCGACACAGCACAGGAGAAGGCAGAGUGGGAGUUGGUGCAGAAGACUCUCGUGUCCGCCUGCGCUGCUGACUACAAGUUCCACUGGUCUUUGGCGGACUGGAAAUACUCAGGCACCUUGCUGCUGAUCCGCCGACACCUGGACACCGACGAGCCAGACUUCACCUGCCCUCCCCUGGCCAAGUAUCCAAACCACAAAGAUCCUGCAGACCCCAGGUGGCACCCCGAGGGGCGUGUGAUCCGGGUCCGCUUCGCAAGCUUUGAUCUGCUGGCGACCUACUCGCCCAACAACGGCAACGACCCAGACGCCUUUGCCCGCCGCAGCGCGUGGGACGAUGCCAUGAAGGAGUUCGUGGCACAGCGUGAGCGGCCCCUCAUUUGGAUUGGCGACCUGAACGUUGCUGCACAGCUCGUGGACGUCUCACAUCCUGAUUGGUUCUUGCAGCAGUGCUACCAAGGGGAGCCAGCAAACAUGCGGGGUCAGCCGGGCUUCACGGAAGGUGAAAGGCGGCGAUUCCAAGAGAUCCUAGCUGCUGGUCAGCUUGUAGAUGCCUACAGGCACUUGACGCCCGCAGAGGAUGUGCCGCCGGCGCACGGCCCCCACUUCACCUGGCGCGGGCACCCUCCGGUGCACCAGGCUGUGGCCAAGUACCACGGCAAGGGAAUGCGCAUCGACUAUGCUUUGAUCUCCCAGGAGCUUUUGCCGCGGCUGGGCUCCUGCGACAUCCUGGGCAGUGGCGCCGAACGCUGCGGCUUCCUCGGCAGCGACCACUGCCCCAUCCGCCUGUGCUUGAAGCCAGCCAGCGCCAGCGGCGCCUCCGGCCUGCCUGGGCUUUCGGAGGCAAAGAAUCAGGUGACCGUUGUGGAUUUAGACUGA